CAAGCUUUAUUAAUCUAAGUUUUUGUUCAGUAAAAAGUAUAGAAGAUAGUAAAAUUAUUAAAGGGUUGUCAAUUUUCUUGUUAGAUACAUUGUUAUUCCAAUUUGAAACUGCUGUUUCUAGAUUUUAGUACAUACCUAUUUGUUGAAAAGUUACUGGCGUUUGAUAGGUUUCUGUUUAGUGUUUAGAAAGAACUUGUGAUGACCCCUCAUGUGUAUCACCAGAUUUUUAUCGGUGAGGUGCAUAUUUCACAGCACAUCCGGACCCAACUCUGGCCAAAUUUUGUAUGGCGGUCAGAACAGUACGGUGGUGUUUCUGCAGGUUCAGGAGUACAUAAAGGAGAAUGUGGUGGUCCCCGCGCCGGUGACGCCGCGCGUGCUGGCGGCGGCGCUGGCGGCGUCGCUGCUGGCGCUGGCGGGCGUGGCGCUCAUCGACCUGGCGCUGCCCGAGCCGCUGCAGCGCGGCGCGCCGCCCGAGCGCUUCAUCGCCGAGCUGGCGCACGAGCACCUCGUCAACCUCACGGCCAUCGGCCCCCGGGUGGCGGGCAGCUACGAGAACGAGGUGGCGGCCGUGCGCGUGCUGGUGGAGGCGCUCAAGGACAUCGCGCGCGCCGCGUCGCCGCACAACCACGUCGAGAUCGACUUGCAUCGCGCCAGUGGCGCCUUUUCGCUGUCAUUCUUUGAUGGCAUGAACAACGUGUACCGCGACGUGCAGAGCGUGGUGGCGCGCGUACGCGGCGCGGGAGGUGCGCCCGGCGCCGCGCUGCUGCUCAACUGCCACUUCGACACCGUGCCCGACAGCCCCGGCGCGAGCGACGACGGCGCGGGCUGCGCGGUGCUGCUGGAGACGCUGCGCGCGCUGGCCGCCGCGCCGCGCCCGCUGCGCCACUCCGCCGUGUUCCUGUUCAACGGCGCCGAGGAGAACAUCAUGCAGGCCUCGCACGCCUUCAUCACGCAGCACCGAUGGGCUAAAAGUGUGCGCGCGUUCAUCAACAUCGAGGCGUGCGGCGCGGGCGGGCGGGAGGUGCUGUUCCAGGCCGGCCCGCACGACCCCUGGAUCGUGGAGGUGUACGCGGGCGCGGUGCCGCACCCGUUCGCGUCGUCGCUGGCGCAGGAGCUGUUCGAGAGCGGGCUGAUCCCCGCGGACACGGAUUUCCGCAUUUUCCGCGAUUUCGGUCGCCUCUCUGGUGUGGACCUGGCGUGGAGCGCCAACGGGUACGUGUACCACACGCGCCUCGACACGGCCGAGCGCGUGCCGCGCGCCGCGCUGCAGCGCACCGGCGACAACGUGCUGGCGCUCGCGCACGGGCUGCUGGCCAGCGAGAGCCUGGAGUCGGAGGUGGACCGCAUGUCGCGCCAGCCGGUGUUCUUCGACGUGCUGGGCUGGGUGGUGGUAUCGGCGCGCGCGCCGCUGGCCCUGGCGCUGGCGGCCGGCGCGCUGGCGCUUCUGUUGCUGCGGCUGCAGCUGGCGGCCGGCGCGGCCCGCGCGCAGCUGUACGUGCGCGCGCGCGACUGGUGGGCGCUGGUGGCGCGGUGCUGCGGGCGCGCGCUGCUGGCGGCGGCGGGCGGCGCGGGCGCGGCGUGCGCGGUGGCGGCGGCGCUGCACGCGGCGGGCGCGCGCCUCAGCUGCUACUCGCGCGGCUGGCUGCUGGCGCCGCUCUACGCGCUGCCGGCGCUCGCCACCGCCGCGUACUUGGCGAAUCGCUCGGGCGAGUGCUUCGUUUUUCCUCGCGGGCGCGCGGCGUGGGAGCGCGGCUGGUGGGGCGCGCGCGCGGCGGGGGACGCGGGCGCGGCGCUGUGGGCGGCGCUGCUGCUGCUGUGCGCGCUGCUGCGGCUGCGCUCGGGCUUCGUGCCCUUCAUGUGGGUGCUGCUGCCCACGCUGGCGGACCUGGCCGCGACGCUGCUGCGCGCCGGCGGGCGGGCGCGCGCGUGCUGGUGGGCGGCGGGCGCGGCGCUGCCGCUGCUGCAGACGUGCUACCUGGCGCUGGGCUCGCUGGCCAUGUUCGUGCCCAUCAUGGGCCGCGCCGGCUCCUCGCCCGUGCCGCCCGACGUGGCGCUGGCGACGAUAGUGUCGACGCUCGUCCUGGCGGCGUGCAGCUGGAUGUAUCCCUUCGUGGUGGCGGCUAGAGGCGUCAAGAGAAUGGCGGCGGGCAUGUGGGCGGUGACGGCGCUGACGGCGGCGCUGGUGCUGCUGACGCCGCUGGGCGCGCCCUACAGCGCCGAGCGGCCGCAGCGCUUCAUGAUCUUCCACGUCACCAGGACCGAGCACGGCGCCGGCGGCCCGCGCACCGACCACCUGUACUGGAUGCCCGACCUCGACCCCAACACGCCCCACACGGUCGACGACGUCGUGCCGGAGAUGCGCGCGGCGCGGCCCACGCCGGCGGCGGACUGCGAGCGGCACCCGUACUGCGGCGCCGCCUACUGCCUGCCCGUGCUGGCGCUGGUGCCGCGCGCGCACUGGCUGCCCGCGCCCGCGCCGCCGCCCGACCGGCCCUACGCGCGCACCGAGCUGCACGCCACGCGCGCCCGCCUCGCGCCCGACCUCCACGAGCUGCGGCUCAACAUCACCGGGCCGAGCCACGUGGUGGUGAUCGUGUCGCCGGCGGCGGGCGGGCGCGUGGUGUGGAGCAGCGCGCUGGCGCCGCUGCGCGAGGCGGCGCCGUGGGGCGCGCGCCGCACGUACUUCCUGGCGCUGCACACGGCGCGCGCCCCGCGGGAGCGGCCCUGGAGCCUGGCGCUGCACGUGCGGCUGCCGGCGGCGGCGGGCGGCGGGCCGGUGGCGGCGCUGUCGGUGGCGGGGCACGACAUGGGCGGGGCGCGCGCGCCGGCGCACGAGGCGCUGCUGCGCGCGCUGCCCGCCGCGGCCGCGCCCACCGGCUGGCCCGUGCACCUGCACCUGCUGCAGCUGUAGCGAGCCGGCCGGGGCGGCGGCCGCGUCGGGAUCGAACUUGGCGCCCGGCGUUUUAAACUUGUGCCGUCGGCUUUUGAUGCGCGACAGGUCUCGCCGGUUCCUUCGAAAGUGUUACUCGGUUCAUUUUAUUUUAUGUUAGGCGUUUCGCUUCCGAUCGAUCGCCCACAAAAUCUCACCGAAGGGCAGGUGACCCGAAUAAUGAUUCGAUUGACUUUUUCCAACCGAGUUGUAUCUUUAAAACGGCUGAAUUCUGAAAAAGUUAUUGGUCUUGUUGGCCUUAAAAAAUAUAGUUUUGCAAUGUUUACCGAAGGGUAAUGUUUUCUUUUAAAUUCAGAGCCCUGACGUAUUACAAUUAAUAACGUCUAAUUAACUGACAUAUCAAAAAUAUAAUGACAAAAUGGAUACCGCGCUACCCUUGUUAUGAUAGCGUAAAAACUAACUAAAAUGUUCAUUCAUUCCUAAACACGCUAAUUCUUGUAAUAAAUAAUUUGACAAUAAAUCAUAUACCUAUUUAACUGCGUAAAGCGUGGUCUGAGUUUGGCGGCUAUCGCCAGUGCUCUGCAGUGGCAAACUAAUAAAAUAAAAUAUACACCAACUACCUCACAGAACUGGAUUACUGACACAAUAAUACUUAACAACAUUUUUCUACCACUUUUGAAAAGUUUUUUCAUAUUAAAAUAAAUAUUAUAAUUUAAUUUACCGCUCUUUAUUCAUAAAUCUAAUGUAUUGGCCAGUGCACGAGCGGGCGAGGGUCGCGUCAUUCUUUCGUUAUGGAUAAACAAAAAUAUAGACUUACAAACGUCACGAUAGUAGGUGUACAAUAAAAUCUUAUAAAAACAUUAUAUUUUGUUUAAGUUAAAGCUCGUAGAACAAUGUUGUUAUGAUUCCUGCGAGGUUGGGUGUUCUAAAAAUAAUCCUGUACUUAUGUAUGUAGGUAUAGUAUUAUUCUUUUAUCUCGAAAUCGAUGUAGGGAAACAAUAAUUCAGGGUAGUGUAAAACCGCUUAAUGGUCAUCACGUCUGUCUAAUUUCAACAAAAAAUAUUACUUUUAUGGCUUUUUACGCCAACUUGUCCUUAAAUAUCCCUAAAUGAUUAUGAUCUUUGCGUCUAGUUUAAUAUUCUCUUAUCUAUUAGAAAAUAAAAUGAUAAAUGUAACUAUGAUCACUCACAGAUAUUUUUGUAAAUGCAAUAAAUAGUUUUGAACGCAUAAACAUGAUCAUAAUCAAAACCUUCAACCAAAUUUUAUAUACCAACAUUGGAGCAAUAAAGAAUUUGAAUUUGAAAUUAUUCAGAACAGUUGACGGUUAAAAACAUUGCGCUUCACGUUUAAAAUAUUCUGACGUGCGGCCUCAAACGUAACCAAAGGUUUCUGCUUUGUGAUGUUUAUCGUUCAAUAUACCUCGAAUCCUAGAUCAUGCAAUAUGUUUAUAGUAGGUAGGUA
Molecule: messenger RNA, 4351 nt
Organism: Ostrinia furnacalis (Asian corn borer)
Lineage: Eukaryota; Metazoa; Arthropoda; Insecta; Lepidoptera; Crambidae
Product: endoplasmic reticulum metallopeptidase 1
Exons: 15
Coding region: 209-2911 (900 amino acids)
Biological process (GO): proteolysis
Molecular function (GO): metalloexopeptidase activity
Source: RefSeq, a predicted model, not a curated record